Messenger RNA from Drosophila serrata, 2494 nucleotides. Its product is annotated as oxysterol-binding protein-related protein 2. The record is from RefSeq and is a predicted model, not a curated record. Gene Ontology annotation, cellular component: cytosol; perinuclear endoplasmic reticulum; plasma membrane. NCBI's taxonomy places the organism in Eukaryota, Metazoa, Arthropoda, Insecta, Diptera, Drosophilidae. Gene Ontology annotation, molecular function: sterol binding.
ACAUAUAUAUACAAGUGUUUUGUUAUCAAGCUUAAAAUCAGAAAUCGAUUUAGCAAAAUCAACUCUGCGAAAAGCUUGCGUCUACCUAAAGCUGCCCAAAGCUUCCUUAUCACUAUUGAUUAAAUUUUCGCCCAAAAGCUUGAACAUUAGAGUAAGUGCUGGGGUACAACACCUCAGCCUCAAUUAGUGCAAUAUAAAAUACGCUUUUAGUCACAAUGUAAAGCAAAACAAAGCGGAUCUCAGCACACGAAACAACACCUGCAUGCCAGCGUCCAUUAGCACUCGAAAAAUCAAUGAAUGACAACAACGCUCGGUCACAAGAUUCACUGUCGCCGUCGUCGUCCAUCGAAUAGCCAAGCGACCACAUCCACACAAGGCUUAAAACCUUUCCAGAACUCGAACGUUGCCCCACACCGCACAUGCUUGUCCCAGUGUAAACUUCUAUGCUCCGGAUCAGAGGGUCAUCAUAAACUGGCAAUCAAUUAGGUGGCACUCCAACGACCACAAUCACCACAAUUUUUGGGUCUAGCUACACUUGACCCCCCAACGAUGGCCGAGGGUGACUACAAAGAGCAUGUGGAGCGAACUGAGCUUCCGGCUCCCAUGAUUUCCCGCAAGGAAGUCAGCAUUUGGGCUAUUCUGAAGAACUGCAUUGGCAAGGACCUGAGCAAAAUCACCAUGCCAGUCAUGCUCAAUGAGCCGCUGAGCUUCCUCCAGCGACUCUGUGAAUACAUGGAGUACGCCGAACUAUUGACCGAGGCAGCGCAGCAGGAAUUGCCGGCGGAUCGGAUGAAAUACGUUGCGGCCUUUGCCGUAUCAGCACUAGCCUCGAACUGGGAGCGACUUGGCAAGCCGUUCAAUCCGCUUCUUGGAGAAACCUAUGAGCUACAGCGGGGCGAUUACCGCAUCGUUUGUGAGCAGGUUUCCCACCAUCCACCAGUAUCAGCAUUUCAUGCCGAGUCCAAGGACUUUAAGUUCCAUGGCACCAUUAAUCCCAAAAUCAAGUUCUGGGGCAAGAGCGUUGAGGUUAAUCCAAAAGGAACCGUCACCAUUGAGUUUCCCAAAUGGAAUGAAACCUAUAGUUGGACCAAUGUGAACUGCUGUGUCCACAACAUAAUCGUGGGCAGACUGUGGAUAGAGCAGUAUGGAAAAAUGGAGAUCACAAAUCAUUCCACCGGUCAUGUGGCUAGCCUCACCUUCAAGUCAGCCGGAUCUGGAGCCAAGAACUUGCAUCGCGUUGAGGGAUUCGUUCGAGACUCAAGUGACACCAAUCUAUUCUUUCUGUAUGGCAAAUGGACCGAGUUCAUUAAGUGCUGCUCUGCCGAUUCCUAUAAGCAGUACUUGAAGCAGGGAACCCGGAAGACCGAUGACUUCGAUCCCAAUGGGUCGCCGAAUGGAACGCCAAGGAAAAUGUUCUCGAAAUUAAAUAGCUUCAAGCUGAACUCCUUCCGCAGCCUGUCUAUCCAAGACAACGAUAGCUAUCCGCCCAUGGAGCAGGAGGGCGACAUACCAAAGAGUGAUUCUGCAUAUUCAAUUGAUAUUCCGGACUCCACCACCUUGUGGAGCUGUAAGCCCAGACCUUCCAACUGUAACGAGUAUUACCAGUUUACGCAUUUCGCGCUUCAGCUAAACGCUAUGGAUAAUAAUAUGAAACCACCGCUAACUCUAUGCCCUACCGAUUCGCGACUGCGACCUGAUAUAUUAUACCUAGAAGAUGGAAACUUGGAUGGUGCGUCCAAGGAGAAGACUCGCCUCGAAGAGAAGCAAAGGCAUACACGAAAACAAAGGAAAUCCGCCAACAGUGAUGACUGGACACCGAAAUGGUUUAAGUACGUUAUAAAUCCCCAUACCAAGACCGAGGACUGGCUGUAUAGUGGAGGCUAUUGGGACCGCAAAUACGAGAACACCGAUACGAUAUUUUAGAUACAUUUUGUAGAACGCUUAUAUGCUUACGGUACAUAGAUAUAUUUGUAUAAAGUUUGCGAGUUGUUUAAACUUAGGAGUCGUUACUAAUAACUGGAUAAUUGUACAUAGUACGAAACUGUACUAAUGAUUGGAAACCAUAACACUCUCCAUAUCUAUUCGAUACGAUGUUUAAUAAGGAAGAUUGCCAGUCAUGACACUAAUUGUUUUACCAUUACAAAGUUGUGCUUAAGAUUGACAAGUCUUGUCAACUUUUUUUUUAGGAAGAAACUAACCUAGAGAUUGCCAGCCAUAACUAUCCAUUUCAAGGGAACAGUUUUCUUAGAUGAUGAUGGGUAAGAAACCGAUAAAACUCUCCAUAACGAAAUUACUAAGGGUUGUCCAAGACUUUACUAAUGACUGGUAAUCAUUACUCUCCAGAACUAUUCUAAAUCAAUUGCUCACCACAACUCUCAAUUUUCUUCCGUUCGAUAAAAUACAAAACGUUUCUCCAUUAAGAUACUUUCAUAUAGGUUUCCAAUUAUUACUGCCAAUUUCGUUUCUAUUUUAGAAUGAAACUGCUUAAAAAUGA